This is a messenger RNA of Harpegnathos saltator (Jerdon's jumping ant), 3288 nucleotides long. Its product is annotated as putative zinc metalloproteinase YIL108W. The record is from RefSeq and is a predicted model, not a curated record. The transcript has 5 exons. Bases 317 to 1939 code for a protein of 540 amino acids. NCBI's taxonomy places the organism in Eukaryota, Metazoa, Arthropoda, Insecta, Hymenoptera, Formicidae.
GCAGUCGCACACGCGGCACGUAGCCGCGCUACGACGAGUGGUGCAGUGAAAAUAUACACGACGGGGGUGGAGACGCGCCGCGAGGGUGCCCGAGGGACAUCCGGCGACGGAGAGCGACGAGAUGCGCGAGUGAGCGGGACAAGGACGCGACGAGUGCGGGUGCGCGUCUGCAUGCGCCGCUGCAGAAACUCCAUAGUACCGCAACCCGCCACUCGCCGCCGCCUCGGCGCCACAGUCUCUCUCUCCGCAUGUCCGCGGAGCCGGCUGAAACGCUCGUACCUCCUCGACGUUCGUCCACCUACUCGCCUCCUGCAAAAUGGUACUUGCAGACGCGACGUUGGCGGACAACCACCACCGUCAUCGCACUUUCGCGACGAACGGUAAUCCGGAAGGUAUCACGAUAUGCAACUUAGCGGACGGCGAGACCUUGACGUACAGCUUGGCCCUGAUAAGAGGUCGAGCACCUGCGCUAUGCAGCUACAUCACCGUUCGGGGUUACAAGAACGUGACCUCCGAGUGGCCGAUCAUCGCCGGACAGUUCCGCGUCCUGGUGGACUUGGCGCGUGGACCUAACAAGUUGGAACUCGAGGCAGGCGGCCACAAGAGGAGGCUCAUCCUGAUAUACGAGCCGAGGACCACCAGGCUUCGGGUCACACCGGUCUACGUCAUCUGCGCCGGUCAUGACGGUUAUUUUCAGGGACCACGGGGUGAGGAUCGAUCGCCCGAAAGCGCGGCGACGAGGAUAGGGCUCGGUGCCAGACUACUUCAGACUUUGACGGCCGAGAAGCUGCGUGAGGCCGGUUACGGUAGGAAAACUUUCCAAUUGGAGAGGGACUUGGACGGGCCGGAAUGCCUGGUGAUGCACAGCAUGCUCCACGUGGACCGCGCCCGGGCGAUGAAGCAGAGGGAGCUCUGGGAGCUGAUCGCGCGCGAACUCAUGACCGGCCCCUUAGCGUCCAGGAAUCGUAAAUAUCUAGCGUUUCUCUCAUGUACGAGAUACCGUGGCGCGCCUAGUCCUCGAACGCACGAGGAUACCUUGGCGAGGACCCAAGGCCAUGCAGCUCUCGGCGGAGGUGGCUUGGCGCUCUUCGGCUCAGCGUGUCUUCAUACUUGGCCUACGUGUAUGGCUCAGGUGUUACCGAGAUUCUUGGACGUCACUAUCGUGGACACCGAGCAGCUUAUGGACGAUAGCAACUACCGCGGCACCCACGGCGGCUGUUUAGCGACGACCUUGGGCUCCGUCCUACACGAACUUGGCCAUACCUUUGAUCUCGGUCACACUCGGGAGGGAAUAAUGGGUCGAGGAUUCGACUACGUCGACAGGGUUUUCGUAGGGGCUGCUGGAAUCGACUUCAAUCGCAAUCCCAUCAGAAGGGACCCUCAACAUACGACUGUCGCCCUUAGUAGACCACUCAGCGUCACGGUGACUGUACAAGAAUCCGUGCUGUCGAGUCCGCGAAGAGGCAGGUUGCUCUCGGAGACAUCCAGACCAACACCGUCUCCCACUUCGAGGCAGUUACCUGGGAGACUUUCGGCGCCAGCUAGCCCUGAGCUCAACAGAUCGCUCACUAAGAGCCUCAUCGCUUCGGAACCGCCUUCGCAGUCCGAUCGUACCUUCUGGGGCCCGUCGUGCGCGGCGUUGCUCGCCCAUCAUCGCUGGUUCAACAAUGAAAUGGACAAUCUUUCCACCAGGCAUCAUCAUGAAAUCGAAUACGAUGGGAAAAGGAAUGUGGUGAGAUCGCGAUACGGAAUACGUGUCAUAGAGCUUAGGGAAACUUCAGGAGGGAUGGUUGUGGGUUCUCGUCAAUUUCCUGGCUCGCGACCACCUUUGGAGGCUCUAGUACCAUCACCUCCACCCCACUGCCUCACCACCCUCACUCUCGUGGCCGAAGACUCCACUGGGAAUGUGCUCAAACAUCCUCUUCCCACUGCCUUUUAAAGGUCAGCGUAUAUAGUGACGGAUAAAUUGACUUUCCAAUCCGUCGCGAAGGUCGUUACCUCUGAUAAGCAAUAUCGGCUUAAAUACUCACUGUAAAUGAUCUCUCUCCAAAGAUAUUUUCUUUCUGUACUCUCAGUUUGAUAAAACUCAGUGCGGAUACUUUAAAAAUUAAGCAGUGCGAAGUUCAGUGGUAAGUUCUCUCUUGGUAUAUAUAUAUAUAUAUUUUUUUUUUUUGCGUGCUAAUUGCAUUUGUCGACAAAGCCGCGUAGAUAAGUUUAAAAUAUUUUUUUAGUAGCGAUAUAUAUUAUAAUAUGACAAGAGGUGUACGGCGAAGGUGAGGAUACAACAGCGAACAAAUUAUUUUCCCACUGAUUUCAUCGAAGUACGCACCAUCACUCGCGUUUCAUUCUGUCAUUGCUCUGAUACUCAUUCUGAUCUGAUAUUCAGUAGCUGAUAAUUUCCGUUGCUCUAUGAACACAACGAUAUGACAAGAUGUUGAAUUCCUAGUUUUUAUUCUCGAUACUUCGUGGCGAUAGUGCAAUAUUUAUUUAGGCUCGUUAAUCAAAGUAUUAUACUGCCAUGGUAUACAUGUAGUACAACUACGGCUAGAACAAUGGCAUGAGACGAUUUGCACAUGUAAUUUAGAAGGUUCCUCCCUCAAUUCAAUUAUCUAUUUAUUUAUUGUUCUACUCCACUAAGAAUUCUCGCGUGGAUAUUUUCGGAUAUACGAUUUGCAUACCGUCGAGAAUCAAACAAGAGCUUGCACUCGUUGCUAUAUAUGUAGAUUUUGAGGUGUACGUGCGUGCACGCAAGUGACAUGAAUUUUAUAUAACAACGCGUAUGAUCAUAUAGUCGAGUGACAAAUAUUUAAUAACUAUACGGGGUACACACAUUUUGCUCAUGUACAAUAUUUUACAUGUUGAAUAUGCAGGGAACUACUUUAUAAUAAUUUAUUUUGUAAAAAUGGUCUCUUUAGCGCGUUUCGUGAUGUAGUCUUAAUUCCCACUAGUGCAAAACAAUUGAUUAAUAAUAUCCGUAACGUGCACAAAUAUGCAUUAUUCAAUAUAAUGAAUAUAUUACUGAUAUAAUAUGAGACAUAUUGGAAGUGCUUGUAUAACUACAUUGCGGAAAUUUCAUAGAGAACCUAUUAUUAUAUAAUAUAUAUGCAAUUAUAUAUAUACACUUAUAUACUAUAAGUAGAAUUUUAAAAAGCGAUUGAUAAACAGAGAAGAGAGAGAGAGAAAGAGAGAGACGCAGGUUCUAACAGAAACAAAUAGGUCGUUAGAGCAGAAAGACACUUGUAUAUUAUUAAACAAACAUACACAUAUGUACAGUAUGAUAUAUAUAUA